UUCCAUCCUCCAACCAGUUCGACUGUUCGUAUCGAGCUACCGCAGGUCUUCCGUUCAUUAUCACAACAACGAUGUGUCUUAGGAAACCAACCUACUAUUUUUGGCACGUAUCCUGCUGUUAAAACGGAGGCAUAUCAUUUAGCACUCUAGAUAUUAUUCAAGUUACUUGUUCCAGGCUUUCGUGAGCAGGAAAGAGUGCGAAAAGCGACGUUAGCUUCAGUCCCAUGUUGUCGCCGAAUCAGAACGAACAUGCCCGCUCUAAAGAUCCGGUGAAAUACGGCGAACUGGUCAUCCUCGGGUACAAUGGCUCCCUUCCUGGUGGAGAUAAGGGGAGGAAAAGGAGUCGCUUUGCUCUGUACAGAAGGGCAAAGGCUAACGGUGUCAAGCCAAGCACUGUGCACAUCCUCAGCAACCCACAAGACAGCAAGGCGGUUAAUAGCAGGGGGCAGCACAGUAUCUCCUUCACGCUGUCUAGGAAUCAGACUGUGGUGGUGGAAUACUGUCAUGAUGAUGACACAGAUAUGUUCCAGAUUGGCCGUUCCACCGAGAGCCCCAUAGACUUUGUGGUGACGGAUACACCAGGAGGAUCUAAAGAGAGCGAGGACUCUGUUGCACCGAGCACCAUCUCACGCUUUGCCUGCAGGGUGGUGUGUGAGCGCAACCCCCCCUACACUGCCCGUAUUUAUGCAGCUGGCUUUGACUCCUCCAAAAAUAUUUUCCUCGGGGAAAAAGCAACAAAGUGGAAGAACCCAGACGGUCAGAUGGAUGGCCUCACAACCAACGGAGUACUGGUGAUGCAUCCGCAAGGUUUUCCAGAAGAGUCCAAACAGGGCAUGUGGAGGGAAAUUUCUGUCUGUGGAAAUGUCUACACUCUGAGAGAGACCAGAUCCGGCCCCAUCCGUGGACAACUGGCUCAGGGUGAAAGCAGUGCACUGAAGGACGGCUCUCUGGUAGACCUGUGUGGUGCAACGCUGCUGUGGCGCACAGCCGAAGGCCUGCUUAAAGCUCCCACUUUGCGUCACCUGGACGCACUGCGUCUGGAGCUGAAUGCAGCGCGUCCACAGUGCCCAGUGGGCCUCAGCACGCUGGCGUUCCCCAGCCUCCCCCGUAGCCACAGCCUGGAGGAACGCCAGCCCUGGGCUUACCUUACCUGUGGCCAUGUGCACGGCCGACACGACUGGGGUCAGAAGCCUGAGCACAGCCGCGAGCGCGAGGGAGGUCCCAGCACAGGUGGCAGACGGGAGUGUCCGCUGUGCCGAUCGUUAGGGCCCUACGUGCCCUUAUGGCUGGGCUGUGAGCCUGCGUUCUACGUGGAUGCAGGUGCUCCCACCCACGCCUUUGUUCCCUGCGGCCACGUGUGCUCAGAGAGGACGGCAAAGUAUUGGGCUGAGACAUCGCUGCCACACGGGACCCAUGCCUUCCAGCCCAUAUGCCCAUUCUGCUCCACGCCUCUGACAGGCACACCAGGCUUCACCCGCCUCAUCUUUCAAGGGCCUGUCGAUUGACAAGGGGCUACAAAGCAUGAUAGGAGUGCUUUCUUGGGAGUGUGUUCAUACUGUAGAUACACUUGCUGAAAUCACAUGCAAAUCUACGUAGCUUCCUUAGUAUAUGCACACACUUAACUCAGUAUGUGUAUUUUGCAUUUGAAUGCAGCCCUGAGUUAGCCAGGGGAACAGCAUAAUUUGAAUCUUGCUAGUGAUAUCACCGUAUUUCUUUCAUGGAUUCAGUCAGGCACUGACCCAGUAGUGAGCCAGAUCAACAUGCCCUGGUGAGAGGCAGAGGCAGUUCAUGUGUGAUGAUAUUUGAAGUAAAAGGUUAAUUGACUGAAGAAAAAAAUAGCUUGAAACUAUUGAGAUCCAUACUUGCUAUGUUAAUAACUGAAAAAUCAUCAGCCCAGAUGAAAAAAGAGGCUCUUCUGGGUUUAACAAGAGCCUAUUUACCAACUUGUUCAUUUUUGAUUGUGAUGUACACAACUAGUGCCAGACUGAAUCUAUGGAACUGAAACAAAUUUACAGUACCAUGUACCUCUUCAAUUUAAGAUUGCAGUAUAAUACCCACCUAUUGCAUACUAAUUACUGGGCCUCUGGAUGCUUGUAAUAAGUUGUUUGGAAGUUUGAUUGCAUCUCUUUGAUGUUUUAGUUAUUAGGAUCUCAGGACAGGAAAUGGGCAUCUGCUGCAGAAAUCAGUGACUUCUCGAAAGUUUACAUCUAGCCCUUAAUCUAGGGAGUAACUGUCCAUGCUAUUGAUGGACUUCUACCUCCAUCUAUGGCCACUGCUUCCUCAGUGCGUUAUAUGUGCUCUCACUGCACUCAACACUAAAAAGAAAACACCCCCUAUACAACACCCAUCAUAAGCAAUAAGCAUUCCUAGAAUUAAGCUAAAGCUCAAAGGGGAGAUCCAACGACGCAAACGUGUACUACCUGAUUCUAUCUUCUGUGUAGUGAACUCGGAUUUUAGUCGUUGAAGGGCUUUACCAAGUCAUGAAAAAUGUAGCCCUGGUGAUAUUUUUUUUAAUUUUUUAGAUUGUUCUUUGUAUUGUUAUGAUUGUUUUAGCAUUUAAACGACAGUGGAAGUUGUAGCUGCAGUAUACACAUUAGUAGUUUUAAACAAAACAAAAAAGUUCAGAUGUAAUAUUUUUGUACAUGGUUGUGUUACUAAACUUUGGCCCGAGGUCAAUUUCUUUUAUAUAACAAGUGUUUCACGUAUAUAUGUAUAAAUAUAUUAUUUUCAUGUGCAAAUAUGAUUUAAAUCCUGGAGAGCCCACAGCAGAAAAGUAUGCCUCACUGUGUCACACUCCAAAAUGUCAUAGGAAACCCUUAAUAUAGUAAGCGGUAUGAUGAAUGUACUAUUCUAGGGCCUAGAUAAUAACUCUGCUGUUCUUGGUGCUAUCAUUAAAUUUAAAUGCUUCAUAUAUAUUUUUAUCUGAACAUCACUGCACUCCUUGAAAACAUUUAAUUGUUUUGGAACGUAAUGUUAAAAUGACCCACUAAAUCACUUCUACACAUGCAGGCUUUGCACUAUGCAUGUCUAUGAUAAGCUUUUCACAGGAGCUUUUAAAUUGCAAUUAUACAGUGUUAAGACAGACACGCUCUACUUUACCUCACAUGCAAGAGAAGAGACCUCAACUGAACAUAUUUUUAUAUUAAGCAGAAGAGAUAAUGUGAUUGAUUUUCACUUUUCUUGCUUGUCAUGACUAUUUCAUACAACUGAAUUAAAUUUUGUCCUUUUUUUCUUCCCCAGGGGCAUGGACAGUAUGUCCUGUUUGAUGCAUUGUGUCAAUAACCACUAAUACUCUUGAGUUGAUAUAUCUUGUUUAGACGACUAAAAAUGAUACCCAGCUGUACUGUACUCAUCUCUUUUCUGACAAUUUUAUGCAUUCCUUCGGGUUUUUUUUCACUCCUGGAGACCAAGAUCUAGUUCACGUCUUUGUUGUAGAAUUGUAGUGUCUUGCAUACAUAUAGAUACUUGUAUACAUAUAAACACACAGAGACAAUUCAGUGUCUUCCCGAUGGCUCUGAAAUGCCGUUCUGUCCCCACUCUCAACUUGCAAAGGGAUGUUGUUCCUUCUGCAAGCUGAUAAUGGGUGAACUCAGGUUUACACAAGUCAAAGUUUACACUCGUCCCAGUGUCUCUAUACAGUCAAUUGCCAGGGCACCAUUAGUAAGGGUGGAGAUAUGUGUGCCUGUGUUUGCUAACAAUUCAGUAUCCACUAUUUCUCAUAACAGGGUCUUACCUCAGAGAACACAAAAAUCUAGGGCAUAUUCAAGAUGCGUGAAAUAGUUUAUUAGUCUAGUUCACUGUCUGCAUUACAGCUCUGGGCUGUAUCUCCAGUCAUCUUGAAAAUUUUGCCUUGCUUGAAAUGCAACAUAUAUAGAUUGCUCUGGGAGGAUAUGCCCUUAAAUAUAUCAUUCCUAUCCAAAAUGGUAUUUUGUCAUUUGUCAUUUAUUAUUUGUACUGAGUGGCCAUAUUUUAAAAUGGCAUUAAUAUAACCCCAGCUACAUGGAAUGCCAGAUGUAUUACUGAUGCAAUCGAACACUGGACAAAAUAAUCCUGUAUGUGUCAUACUUUAAAGACUGCAAUCAGUGAUCAGUUUGAGUAUGGUCAGUAUUGUGUCCAAUCUGAAUGAUGUAAAAAAUAAAAGGCCGCACCUUGUGUUUGACCUCGGUAAAGCCUCGCUUACAGACUAGUGGUCAUAACCAAUGACCUUUCCACUGUCACGUACCACUGAGCAGGCCUUAAAUACAGCUACAAACCACACAGUGAACACAGAUACACAAUUACGCUUGAACCCAAGGUGCACUGACAAUCGUAAGUCAAAACCUUAAUAAAAUAUAUGUUUCCAAAAUGGUUUUCCUUUA
Messenger RNA from Ictalurus punctatus (channel catfish), 4358 nucleotides. RefSeq names its product E3 ubiquitin-protein ligase pellino homolog 2. Gene Ontology annotation, biological process: protein polyubiquitination; regulation of Toll signaling pathway. The record is from RefSeq and is a predicted model, not a curated record. The transcript is spliced from 6 exons. The coding region runs from base 225 to 1505 and encodes 426 amino acids. NCBI's taxonomy places the organism in Eukaryota, Metazoa, Chordata, Actinopteri, Siluriformes, Ictaluridae. Gene Ontology annotation, molecular function: ubiquitin protein ligase activity; protein binding.